Molecule: messenger RNA, 1143 nt
Organism: Australozyma saopauloensis
Lineage: Eukaryota; Fungi; Ascomycota; Pichiomycetes; Serinales; Metschnikowiaceae
Exons: 1
Coding region: 1-1143 (380 amino acids)
Source: RefSeq, a predicted model, not a curated record
AUGUCAACAAACGAUACCGAAGCGCUGAUGUCUUCUCCCAAGCUUCGGAAGCAACCGCCUAGAGAGGUGCCCUCCACGCCAACCUCCCGGACGAGGCGCCGUGCUGCUGCACUCUCUCCCUCAAAUGCUACUGCGGACCUUGUUCCGGUCAGUCCUGGCAUGAAGAGGACCAAUUCCGGUACUUUGAAGUCCCCUGAUUACAGACUCAAUAACAAGGACGUCAUGUCGCCUGGAAUUCUUGCCACCCCACGAAACUCUGGAUACGACUCCAACGAUGAGAAGGAUACGCCGCAUCGCUCAAAAUUCUCGCGCAACCCGCUUUUCUUCAGUCCAAAGGCACGAAUAGGAGAUGACAAUGUGCCCCUUAAAGAGGACUUGAAUGUGAUCUCUUCUCAGUUGAAAGACAAGCUCAGCCUGGCGUUGGGCUCAGUUCAACGGAAAGAGCGCAAUAGCAUUUCUCCAAAUCGCUUGACAUUUACUGAAAGUUGGAGCACUAACUCCGCAGAUUCACCAACCAGACGUAAGGGCUCUUUUGCCCAAUCGCCACCGCGCAACCUCCAGGCUGCUAGCAUAAAUCUACAGACAUUACAACAGUCGCCAUGUGUUUACAGUAAUUCUCCACGUCACACGCAAGCUUCAUCGUUUGGACUCCAGCAGUCGGCUAAUUUCUCGUCGGAACAGCAACCGAUAAAGCUUCCUUCGCCUGAUGAGACUAGUGCUCACAGUGCUUUGCUUGAAGCAUUCUCACGUUCAAAGAAACGGCAACAGAGCGAUUCGAAUGAGCAUGCUAAUCCUUUCGGUAUAUCAACACCUGUGCUGAGCUCCCAGCAAGUUCUGCCAUUCGAAGUUUCGGAAAACAAACCCAAGCCGCCUCCUUUUCAACUUCCAUCUAUCUCUGUGGCUGUGCCAUUGAACCCAAAAGAUGAUUCUGAGCAAGACGCGGUGCUUUCACUCAUGUCGCUUGCAUCACCUCAGGGCCUCAAAAAGUCUCUACAUCAUUCCUUUAACAUGCCGGCAGGAGAGUCUGCGACCCUGUCUCGUUCGCCCUCUGCUUCUGUCCCUGUUCUUCCACCCAUUGGCGGGCUAAUCCGUAAAGUCGAUGAUGACGAAACAGAUGUCGAAGAGGGUUCUUCUUCCGAUUAA